Messenger RNA from Lachancea lanzarotensis, 1236 nucleotides. RefSeq names its product LALA0S05e00606g1_1. Gene Ontology annotation, cellular component: mitochondrion. Gene Ontology annotation, molecular function: trimethyllysine dioxygenase activity; iron ion binding. Gene Ontology annotation, biological process: carnitine biosynthetic process. The record is from RefSeq and is a predicted model, not a curated record. Bases 1 to 1236 code for a protein of 411 amino acids. The transcript has a single exon. Lineage: Eukaryota; Fungi; Ascomycota; Saccharomycetes; Saccharomycetales; Saccharomycetaceae.
AUGCUUACCAUCGGAAAAGUAAAUGAUGCGAAUUCUGUUUUCGAUGCUACCAUCGAACUCAACUUUGGCCCAGGUUUAACGUCUACUUUCCACCUAAUAUACUUGUUGGACAACUGUACUUCCCCGCAAUCUCUGCAUCCAGAAACAAAGCAGAGACUAAUAGACGUUUUCAGUACGGCUCAGGAACAAUCCGGAAGCAGUUUUGAAGAGGCCGACAAGGCGAUACAAAGGAUUUUCAAGGGAGGUGUCGAUUUUGAAGUAAUUGACGGAGCUCUUCUGUGCCACUGGUCUAGGUCCCACAGUUCCAAAUUCUCGCAAAAAUGGCUGCAGACGCAUUCUUAUAGUCCAAAAUUGUACGAAAAGCCUCAAUUGUUACCCGCUAUCUGUCCGUGGGAUGCUGCACAGUUUCUAGACUUAACCCGUCAACACAGAUCCUACAAGUUCAACGACCUGCCAGACAAACUUCCCGGACUCCUCGAGGAUAUCUUUACAUAUGGUUUUCAAUUUAUCGAAGAUGUCCCUGUCAGCCUGGAAGCCACGAAAAAGGUAUCUGAGAUGAUAUCUAUCAUCAGGCCAACUCAUUAUGAUCUGGGGGUAUGGGAUUUUUCUUCUGAUUUGGCCAAAAAAGAUACUGCGUAUACGACCCUGAGAAUUGACAUGCAUACAGAUGGUAACUAUUGGCAAGAAACGCCUGGAUUACAACUCUUUCAUCUCUUGGAACAUUCAGGAGGCAACGGAGGAGAAACGCGCAUAGUCGAUGUUGAGCACAUACUGAAAGUUUUAAAGGAUUUAGCAGUGGAGGACGAAAGCUGGCAAAGAACUUACCAUGUUCUAACAACUCAACCAAUUGCCUUUCAUCAGGCUGGUGAGGAAGGAAUAUGUUUUACACAGGAUUUUUUCCCGAUACUCAGUGUUACCGGGGGAGGUCAGUUGUUGAAAUGCCGCUGGAAUAACAGCGAUAGAUCGCCCCAGUUUCCCGUCCUUAAGUUUUCCGUUGGCCACAUCUACGAAGCCUUGUUUAGAUUCAAUGCCUUGAUAAACGAUCCAAAGAACUACGUUCAAUUCCAACUGACCCCCGGCAAAAUAUUAGUUUUCGAUAACUGGAGAGUUUUGCAUGCCAGAAAUGCUUUCACAGGAUACCGUCGCCUCUGCGGCUCUUACCUGACGAGAGAUGAUUUCAUUGCAAGGCUCAAGGGCUUUUACAACGACAGGGAUUCCCUUCUGAACGCUCUCUAA